Branchiostoma belcheri (Belcher's lancelet) is the source of this 2237-nucleotide messenger RNA. Its product is annotated as chondroitin sulfate N-acetylgalactosaminyltransferase 1-like. The record is from RefSeq and is a predicted model, not a curated record. Gene Ontology annotation, molecular function: glucuronosyl-N-acetylgalactosaminyl-proteoglycan 4-beta-N-acetylgalactosaminyltransferase activity. Gene Ontology annotation, cellular component: Golgi cisterna membrane. Bases 84 to 1664 code for a protein of 526 amino acids. Lineage: Eukaryota; Metazoa; Chordata; Leptocardii; Amphioxiformes; Branchiostomatidae. The transcript has a single exon.
CUUCCAGAUACCAGUGAAACUGUAGAUGUUACGUCUUUGAAACUGCCCAACACUUUUUUAUCACCCCCUUGCUUGAAAUUAGCAUGUUUGCCACUAUGAUGCUUAGCAAAUUCAAGCAUCUACCACUCAGUACACGCAUUCCCAUCCUUCUCUUUUUGCUGGGGCUGGCAGUCUUUACUUCUCUGCACUACCUGAACUGUAAGGUAGGUGGCAGCAAUGAUCCAGCGAGCAGGCAGGCAGCUAUGGACUAUCAAGACAAAGACUAUUACCUCACACUUCUCAACGAGCGCGAGGAGCAGCACAAGCAAUAUGUGGCAAGUUUAAAGAAGCAGAUCAGUGAACUGAAACUCGAACUUGCAAGACGGACAGAAAAGAUCAACAAGGGUGCACAACCAGUGAACGAGGUGGUCCAAGUGUUCGAUGACCAUGUGAACGACAAUGAUGACUUGAAUGACUACCUACAGCAACAGAUUGACAAAGCGGAAGUGCGGCAUGGCUUCCGUAUACGUAAUGAGUAUGAGAUCAUACCAUUCAAUAUGUUCACGCCACAGCGAAUCUACCAGCUGGAGAUGGGACUGUACCGUCAUCCUGAGGAAAAGCCGACCAGGAAAGACAAAAAAGAUGAACUUAUUGAAGCAGUAGAAUAUGCACUCGAACUCUUAAAUAGCCAGAAGGCCAAGGACAGCAAACAGUUUAGUGUAAAUGACUUUGUUGAAGGGCUCUAUCGCACAGAGAGAAACACAGGCACCCAGUAUGAGCUUUUCUUCCGAUCAGGGGUAUCAGGACGCAUUCACCGUAUGGAGAUAUUCCGUCCAUUUGGGCCACUGCUACGGGUGAAUUCCGAGGUCUUCGAAACAUCCAAGAGCACCAUCAACAUCAUUCUUCCCCUGGCAGGACGCAUGGAGGCAUUCCGUAUCUUCAUGCAGAACUUCAGGGAAGUGGGGCUGAAGCAUGACCGGAGGGUGUUCCUCACGGUGGUGUACUUCGGACAGGAACACUUGCAGGAAGUAGAGAACACUCUGGAAAGCAUCGCCAGGGAGACAGGCCAGAGAAGUUACUACAAACUCAUUGCACUCAACGAGGAGUUCUCAAGGGGUAAGGGACUGGAAGUCGGAGCCAAGGCCUGGGACAAGGGCAACGUGCUUCUGUUCUUCUGUGACGUGGACAUCUGGUUCACAAUGGACUUCCUGGACCGCUGUCGGUACAGUACAGUGGCAGGGAAGAAGGUGUUCUAUCCCAUCCUCUUCAGUCUGUACAACCCCAGCAUUGUGUAUUCCCAGGAGAGUCGCAUCCCUCCCCUGGAACAGCAGCUGACUGUGAAGAAAGAUACGGGAUUCUGGCGAGACUUUGGUUUCGGUAUGACCUGCCAAUAUCUCUCCGACUUCCUAAACAUCGGAGGGUUUGACCUUGACAUCAAGGGGUGGGGAGGGGAGGACGUCAGCCUGUACCGCAAGUACGUGACCAGCGACUUGGUGGUGAUCCGAGUCCCUGUGAAAGGACUGUUUCAUCUGUACCAUGAGAAAACGUGUGACGUGACUCUGUCUGAGGACCAGUAUAGGAUGUGUAUCCAGUCCAAGGCAGUUGGGGAGGCAUCACAUGCCCAGCUGGGGAUGCUGGCAUUCAAAGAAGAGGUGCAAGCUCACAAAGCCAGCAGAAAACACUAGACAACUCCAAUUUCUACAGCAUACAGUAUCAAUAUAUCCAUUUGAUGAAAGCUGUAGAGAUUACAGGAAAAGUUAGUCUACAAAGACAGAUCCAAGUGCCUCGAAAUUGUAUAGCAUUAUGAUAACGUUUUUCUUGUAGUUAAAAUGAGCAGCAUGUUCAUCGUUACUGAAUUGUGUAGACAAUAUACAUGAACAUAUAUAGACUGGAUGGAUUGUUACUAUUAGGUACUUAGCAUUGGUGGAUAAAAAGCUACUUAACUUUCUGUCCGAUCUUAUCAUGUAUCAUUGUGCUCAUCAAAGGCCUUUAGCCCGAGCUAAUUUCACUGUACUUAGUUCAAUCUUACAUGGAAGUAUACAUGUAUAUAUUUUUUUCUUAAAAAUUGGCCCAUAUGUAUCAUGAAAUCAGGGCAAAUAUAUAUAGGAGUAUUUGUUAUUUCAUUCUGUUUGUACUAUUAGUCAGAUAUGUUUUAUACCCUAGCUGGCAGCAGUUAUGGAAUUGGCUUUUGUAUCAGCCUGGACUUGCAGCAGCGUCACCUAGCAGCUGGAACUAUAUUGCAGAUGGGGACCACCUCA